Messenger RNA from Linnemannia hyalina, 519 nucleotides. Lineage: Eukaryota; Fungi; Mortierellomycota; Mortierellomycetes; Mortierellales; Mortierellaceae. The record is from the annotation of a GenBank genome assembly.
AUGUCCUGCAUGAAUCUUCGCCAAGCCACUCCAGAUGAUGCAUCUGUGCUUUGCGAAUUAGGCGCUCUUACGUUCACCCACACUUUUGGGCAGUUGUACACAUCCAAGGACCUGCAGGAUUUCCUUGCGACAACAUACACGGUUGAGCAACAUCUCAUUCCAUUAACUGAUUCCCGUGAAUCACUUUGGCUGGUGGAGGAUGAAAAUGGCCAAGCCAUGGCUUUCGGAUGGGCUGGAGCCUGCAAGCUGCCUGUACCAAACCUCGAAUCGAACGCAGGUGAGAUCAAACGCCUCUAUGUACACCCAGACCACCAAGGCAAGAAGCUAGGCAGUCGUAUACUCGAGAGAAUGUUAGCCUGGCUUGGAGAUGAGGGAUUUGAACCUUUAUAUAUUGGUGUCUGGUCUGAGAACUACGGUGGACAACGCUUAUAUGCCCGCUAUGGCUUCGACAAAGUCUCCGAGUAUGAAUUCGCCGUUGGCAACCAUCGCGAUCGCGAAUUUAUUCUAAAGCGUACUUGA